AUGGCGAACGGAGGUGCCGCGGAGUGCGACCCAAGCGAUCUGACGACGGACGAGGUUGAGCGGCUCAUUGAAGCGGUGAGAGAGCGCCAGUGUCUUUAUGACGUCGGUUCUCUAGAGUACAGGGAUUCCAAGCGAAAAAAGAAUGCCUGGGAGUCCGUGCGCAUUGCCUGCGGCAUGAAGUCCGGUGAGGACGCACAAAAAGCGUGGAAGCGUGUACGCGACAGGGCAACCACCAACGUAAAGGCACCACCUGUGGGCGACACAGCACAGUGUCUAUUAAUGGAAAUGGUGGAAUCUUCUCCUGACGACUCGACCAUGCCCACUGACUUCGAGCCUGCCCAAGAAGAGCUGCAGUGCAGCCCCGAGGCUCCUGUCCCAGCCACGCCGUCCACCUCGGGUGAAUCAACAUCAAGCACCUCGAGGAGGUCAUCAGGCCAGUCACAAAAGACUAAAAUGACACAGAACGAGGCGUUUGCCUACUCUGUAGCACAAUCUCUAGAUCGUUGGGACGAGGUCACCAGUGCCCAAUUCAGGGCUUGUGUAAUGCAGAUUGUGUAUGAGUAUGAAUGUAAAUUUCAGCAGAAAUAA
Ixodes scapularis (black-legged tick) is the source of this 588-nucleotide messenger RNA. RefSeq lists its product as uncharacterized. The transcript has 4 exons. Bases 1 to 588 code for a protein of 195 amino acids. Gene Ontology annotation, biological process: regulation of transcription by RNA polymerase II. The record is from RefSeq and is a predicted model, not a curated record. NCBI's taxonomy places the organism in Eukaryota, Metazoa, Arthropoda, Arachnida, Ixodida, Ixodidae. Gene Ontology annotation, cellular component: transcription regulator complex; nucleus.